UGCGCGGCGGCGGCUCAACUGUGGGCGGUUGGUCAGGCCGCCGGGUCUCGCCAGUCGGCAGGAGUCCCCAAGGCCCUGCGUCGGGCGCCUCUCCCAGGGGGCGCCUCGCCAGGUGUCCUUCCCAUUCUCUGGGUCCUUUGAGCUAAGUUUGGUGGGAGCCUCCUUCCAGCAGCGCGGAGGCUUUCGCGCGGCCUUGACCGCUCGGGGAGAGGGGGCCGCGCUGCGCCAUGGAGAUGCGCUCGACGCCGGGGCUGCCGACGCCGGGGUCCUCGCUGGCCCUGCGGGUGUCCUUCGUGGACGUGCUUCCUGAGGUGAUCCCCGUGCAGCUGUGGGGACCGGUGGGCGAGCGGCGGGAGGAGUACGUGCGGCUGAGCCAGGAGAUCCAGGAAACGGCGGCCACGUGCGGCCCGUGGGCGCUGGGCGGCGCCUCGGCCUCGCCGGGCGAGCUGUGCCUGGUGCAGGUGGGGCUCCUGUGGCACCGCUGCCGCGUGGUCAGCCGGCAGGCGCAGGACAGCCGCGUCUUCCUGCUGGACGAGGGCCGCACCAUCACGGCGGGCGCAGGCUCACUGGCGCCCGGGCGUCGCGAGUUCUUCCACCUGCCCUCUGAGGUGCUGGGCUGCGUGCUGGCCGGCCUGGUGCCGGCGGGCGGGGGCGAGCCACAGCACUGGUCGCCCAGCGCCGUGGACUUCCUCAGCAACCUUCAGGGCAAGGAGGUGCGCGGGCGGGUCCUGGACGUGCUGCUUCUCCAUCGCCUGGUCCUUCUGGAGGUGCCCAGUCUGGUCCAGCAGAUGCAGGAGCUGGGCCUAGCUCGGCAGGUGCCCGACAGCCUCUUCCACUUGCUGCUUAAGCGCCAGCUCACUGUGGCCACUUCUGGGGUGGGCCCUGGGGUCCCGGUUCUCCCGAGAGUCCUGCCCAAGCAAGAGCAGCCUGGCCUGGACUACUUCUAUCCCCAGCUGCAGCUGGGCGUGACGGAACCCGUAGUGGUAACCCAAGUGUGCCAUCCUCACCGCAUUCACUGCCAGCUCCGGAGCCUCUCUCAGGAGAUCCACCGCCUCUCGGAGGGCAUGGGCCAAGUAUACCGGGAUUCCACAGGGACAAGGGAUGAGAACUCUACCGGUGCCACCUGGGAGGAGAGGGAGGAGAGCCCAGACAAGCCGGGCUCUCCGUGUGCAUCCUGUGGAUUGGAUGGACGUUGGUACCGAGCACUCUUGCUUGAGACUUUUCGGCCCCAGCGCUGUGCCCAGGUGCUUCACGUAGACUAUGGAAGGAAGGAGUUGGUGAGUUGUAGUAGCCUUCGGUACUUGCUGCCUGAAUAUUUUCGAAUGCCUGUGGUGACCUACCCUUGUGCUUUGUAUGGACUCUGGGACGGUGGGAGAGGCUGGUCUCGGUCACAAGUAGGUGACCUGAAAGCUCUGAUACUGGGCCAGGCAGUGAAUGCAAAGAUUGAAUUUUAUUGCUCCUUUGAGCAUGUGUAUUAUGUCACCCUGUAUGGAGAAGAUGGGGUUAAUCUUAACUGUGUGUUUGGAGUACAGUCUUGUUGCUUGGCUGACCGAUUCCUUCAGGGCCAAGGAAUAGAGGAGGAAGAGGAGGAAGAAGCAGAAACAGCUUCUCAGUCUCAGUCUCCUGCUGAAGAAGUGGAUGAAGAGAUUUCACUCCCAGCCUUAAGAUCUAUCAGGUUAAAGAUGAAUGCCUUCUAUGAUGCCCAGGUAGAGUUUGUUAAAAAUCCUUCCGAGUUUUGGAUUAGGUUGAGGAAACACAACAGUACCUUCAGCAAGCUGAUGAGGAGAAUGUGCAGUUUCUAUUCCUCAGCCAGUAAGCUGGAUGGGGUCGUUUUGAAACCUGAACCCGAUGACCUUUGCUGUGUCAAAUGGAAAGAAAAUGGCUAUUACCGGGCCAUGGUCACCAGAUUAGAUGACAAGAGUGUCGAUGUAUUCUUAGUUGACCGUGGCAAUUCAGAAAAUGUGGACUGGUAUGACGUAAGGAUGUUGCUUCCUCAGUUUAGGCGGCUACCAAUAUUGGCUCUGAGGUGCACUCUCGCAGAUAUCUGGCCUUUGGGAAAAACCUGGAGCCAGGAGGCAAUUUCCUUUUUUAAAAAGACUGUACUCCACAAAGAAUUAGUCAUCCAUAUUCUCGAUAAGCAGGAUCAUCAAUACAUUAUUGAGAUUCUUGAUCAAUCAAGAACAGGGGAAGAAAACAUUAGUAAGGUAAUUGCUCAAGCUGGUUAUGCCAAGUAUCAGGAAUUUGAAGCAAAGGAAAAUAUCCCAAUAAAUGUCCACUCCCCAGGGCAUGGUUCAAACCAUUUUACUGGUGAGAAUAACAAAAUACCUUCUGCCAAGAGGGUAGAAGGAGAACAGAGAGCCAAGAGAGAUAAUAAAGCCACAUCUGUUUCAGAAGCUUUGACUGACACAACAAUUGUUACAGAUGUUUCAAGUGAACCAGUUGGGGCGAAUAAAGAGAAAAAAACAUCUGUUUAUUCUCCUCUUAUACAGAAUUUCUUGGAAAUUAAGCCAGACUCUUCUUGUAAAGGAGAGAUAAAAGUUGGAAGUACAGUAGAAGUUAAAGUGUCUUAUGUUGAAAACCCUGGCUAUUUCUGGUGCCAGCUGACCAGGAACAUGCAAGGAUUUAAAACUCUAAUGUGUAAUAUUCAGGACUAUUGUAAAAAUACAGCUGCUCCUUAUGAGGGAGCCACGCCUGCUUGUUUGGCAAAACGAACGGUAGAUGGAAAAUGGUCCAGAGCUCUGAUCAGUGGGACACAAUCUUCAGAGCAUGUCAAAGUAAUAUUUGUAGAUUAUGGAGACCAAGAAGUGGUAUCUGUGAAGAAUAUUUAUUCAAUUAGCGAAGAGUUUCUCAAGGUUAAGGCUCAGGCUUUUAGAUGCAGUCUUUAUAAUUUAAUUCAACCAACUGGUUCCAAUCCCUUUGUUUGGGAUGAAAAGGCAAUACAAGCUUUUAGUGACUUUGUAAGUAAUGCAUGGCAAAACAAUCUAGAAUUAAAAUGCACGAUAUUUGCUUUGGCCUCAAUCCAUGAUGAAGAACCGUUUAAUGUUGUGGAUUUGCUAACACCCUUUCAGAGCGCUUGCCAUUUUUUGGUAGAAAAGAGAUUUGCAAGACGAGUGAAACUUCGGAAGCCUCUGGAGUCCUCUGUUCAGCUACAUUCCUUCUACUAUUCUACACAUGAUAUGAAAAUUGGAAGUGAAGAAUCAGUGUAUAUAACACAUGUUGAUGACCUUUGGACGUUUUAUUGCCAGCUGGCAAGAAAUGUAGAUAUUUUGGACCAGUUGUCGUGUAGUAUUACACAAUUAAGUAAAGUUUUGCUGAAUUUAAAAACAUCGCCCUUGGUCCCUGGAGCCUUGUGCCUUGCCAGGUAUACUGAUGGAAACUGGUAUAGGGGGAUGGUAAUAGAGAAAGAACCAAAUAAAGUCUUCUUUGUUGAUUUUGGGAACAUUUAUGUAGUAACAAGCGAUGAUCUGCUUCCAAUACCUAGUGAUGCAUAUAGUGUCUUACUUUUGCCGAUGCAAGCUGUUAAAUGCUCAUUAUCUGAUAUUCCUGAUCAUAUACCAGAAGAAGUUACAACAUGGUUUCAGGAAACUAUUUUAGAUAAGUCAUUGAAGGCCUUAGUUGUAGCAAAAGAUCCAGAUGGAAGACUGAUUAUAGAACUGUAUAGUGAUAAUAUUCAAAUUAAUGCUAGUAUUAAUGAGAAGUUAGGGCUACUUGGUUGCAAGGGUAGAACAAGGAAAAACGAAAGUAAAGCACUCCUCUCUACAACUGAAACUGUUGAAGAAAAAAAUGAGAAUAUGAAGUUGUCAUCUACAGAGUAUUUAAGUAAAUCAGUAGAGAACAAGUUAUGCGGUGUAGAGAUUUUGCGAGAACCGUACAAACCUAAGAUCAACGCAGCAUUUAAGGAGCUCAAACGCUUACAAAGUUCAACAAAGACGAACUCAGUCACUCGAUAUCAGGACUCUGUAGGAAAUAAAAAUAGUGAAGUGUUUUCAUUAACAACAGAAAAGAAAGAAGAAAUUUUUGCUGAGCAACCUUUGAAAGCCACAAGAGAAGAAGCCACUGUUUCAGGGAAAAAAAUAGGAGAUUUGUGUAACAAAGAUUUGCCUCUAAAAUUUUGGGAGUUCCCACAGAAAAAUAUAAUGCCUGGCUUUAAAACAACUGUAUAUAUUUCUCAUAUAAAUGACCUUUCAGACUUUUAUGUUCAACUAGCAGAAGAUGAAGCUGAAAUUAAUCAUCUUUCAGAGAGAUUAAAUGAUGUUAAAACAAGGCCUGAAUAUCAUGUAGGUCCACCUUUGCAAAGAGGAGAUGUGAUAUGUGCCAUUUUCCCAGAAGACAAUUUAUGGUAUCGUGCUGUGGUCAAGGGACAACAACCCAAAGACCUACUCUCUGUACAGUUUAUAGAUUAUGGCAAUGUUUCUGUGGUUCACACUAGCAAAAUAGGUAGGCUUGACCUAGUUAAUGCAGUAUUACCAGGAUUGUGCCUUCAUUGCUCCUUAGCAGGACUUUGGGUUCCUGACAUCAUAAACUGUAAGGAAAUGAUGCAUUCCUUUUCCCGAAGGACUGAUGAGGCUCAAAUAACAUGUGAAUUUGUUAAAUUUCAGGACAAAUGGGAAGUUAUUCUUGCAGAUAAACAUGGGGUCAUAGCAGAUGAUAUGAAUAGCAGAUAUGCUUUCAGGGAAAAAUCGCAAAUAGAACUUUCUACCCAAAUAAUUAAAAGUACCUGUUCAAGGUCUGUUAACAAAUCAGACAAUGACAUUUCAGUAUUUCUUAACUGGUAUAAUCCCAAAAUUAAGGUGGUAAGAGCUUAUGCUACUGUAAUAGAUGGACCUGAGUAUUUUUGGUGUCAGUUUGCUGAUACUGAGAAACUUCAGUAUUUGGAAGUAGAAGUACAAACUGCUGGAGAACAGGUCGUAGAUCAGAGAAAUUGUAUCUCAUUUCCUCAUAUUGGAGAUCCUUGUAUAGUAAGAUACAGAGAAGAUGGACACUAUUACAGGGCUCUUAUCACUAAUAUUUGUGAAGAUCGUCUUAUAUCUGUCAGGCUUGUGGACUUUGGAAACAUUGAAGACUGUGUAGACCCAAAAGCACUCUGGAACAUUCCUUCUGAACUUUUGUUGGUUCCCAUGCAAGCCUUUCCAUGUUGCCUCUUAGGAUUUAAUGUUUCAGAAGGUGUAUGCCCUCAAGAGGGAAAUGACUAUUUUUAUGAAAUAGUAACAGAAGAUGUGUUGGAAAUAACAAUAUUAGAAAUCAAAAUGGAUGUUUGUGAUAUCCCUUUAGCAAUAGUUGACUUGAAAAGCAAAGGUGAGAAUAUUAAUGAGAAAAUGAAGAAAUAUGCUAAGAUUGAUAUUACUAAGAACAAUCUUCUCUGUGAAGCAAAUGGCUCUGAGAUAAAGGAAGCUCACGCAUCCCGCAGUCCUGAUGUGGGACUUAAGAAACCAAGUAAUAAAACUGUGCAAGAUGAAACAUUAUAUGUGGAACCCCAGACAGAUGAGCUCUCUGAAAGCAUUGAGAAAGAAUUAAACAUUAUUGAAACCAAACCAAGUAAAUUCUAUGCCCUCAAAACUGAAAACAUUUCUGAAGCUUUUGAAAACCCACACAAAGAUAAAAUUGGUACUGAGGUACUGGAUGGCAAAGCAGAGUGCCAUUUGGUUGACAAAGCAAAGUUUGAAGAUAAAUACCAAAUUGCAGGAUUUGAUACAUUAUUACCACAUGUUAGUGAAACAAAGAAGAUACUAGAACUAAAUUCGCUUGAGGUGCCACUUUCUCCUGACGAUGAAUCGAAAGAAUUCUUAGAACUGGAAUCCAUUGAGUUGCAACAUUCUCUGGUCCGGGAUGAAGAAGAAGAAGAGCUGGGCCUGGAGCCACCAAAUGUACUGCUGCCCCAAGGCGGCGACGCGGAAGCAACCCUGGAACUUUUCACAGCGCAGCUGCCGUUCAACUGUGAAGCCACGAAACAGCCAGAAUUAGAACUACCUACGGCCCAGCUGUCUCUAGAUGACAAACUGAAUGCUUUGUCUUUGAGAGUUAGUCAGAAAAUCCAAGAAUCCAUGCGUGCUGAGGACAUGAGAAAGCCGAGUUGUGUGGAACCCUUUGAUUGCCAGCACAGGGUGCCGCUGCAUCCACCUGGGAGGAAUUGUGAUUCUAAAAUGCAGAUUGAAAUGAAUGUAUAUGAAGAAGAAUUUAUGGAAUAUAAAAACAGGGACACCAUUUCAGCAUUGAUGCCUUUAUUCUCUGAGGAAGAAUCCAGAGAUGGAAGAAAGCACAGUAUUGCUUUACCAGAUCAUGUCUCAGCUCAGCCACAGAACACCUACACUCUGAAAGCCUUUACUGUUGGAUCCAAAUGUGUUGUGUGGUCAAGUCAAAGAAACACGUGGUCUAAAUGUAAGAUCUUGGAAAUAGCUGAGGAAGGCACAAGGGUUAUGAACUUUUCAAAUGGUAUGGAGGAGAUAGUGAACCCUGAGAAUGUCUGGAAUGGCAUACCCAAAUUGGAUAAGAGUCCAUCUGAGAUAAGGAGUCUGGAGGUGAUGUAG
Molecule: messenger RNA, 6524 nt
Organism: Propithecus coquereli (Coquerel's sifaka)
Lineage: Eukaryota; Metazoa; Chordata; Mammalia; Primates; Indriidae
Gene: TDRD6
Product: tudor domain containing 6
Exons: 4
Coding region: 228-6524 (2098 amino acids)
Biological process (GO): spermatogenesis
Source: RefSeq, a predicted model, not a curated record